AUGGCUGAAGAUGAUUACAAUUUAAGUUUAAUCGAUGGUUAUGAAAGCUACAAUGAGAGCAACAGCUCUGACACUGAGCACUAUGCUGAGGCCAUUGUUCAACCAAAGGUACAAGCAAUGUCACCAGAAGAGAAACCAGUUUCUCAAGAGAAAUUAUCUCCCAUUCGAUUCAUCAAUGGUAAAGAUGGCAUGGCUACCUGUGAGAAAUGUGGAACUAUUGGAGUAAAGCAUGCAUUCUAUUCUAAAUCAAAACGAUUUUGUAGUCUGUCAUGUUCCCGAAGUUUUGCUACUGCCCAACGUGAAGGAAAACCUGCUGGAAAAGGUUCUGGCACAUUUGGUCAAAAGACUCAUAGUUCUUCAAAGAAGCAAAGUUCCGGUUCUAAAAGUUCACAGUCACAUCAUCGUACCUUCCCUACCUCCAUCAAUAGUAGCAAAAGUGAUCGGAUUUUUGAUUGGGGUCCCUACUUGAUGUCUUCUGGUACUGAAGCUGCUCCUGUUAGUUGCUUUAAACAUGUUGCUAUGAGUGAAGGAUGGGAUAACAUCACCGUUGGUAUGAAAGUUGAAGUUCCUAAUUAUGAUACAGAUCUGACAAAUGUAUUUUGGAUAGCUACAGUCACAAGGAUUGCUGGUUAUAAGGCUCUCAUGCGAUAUGAAGGUUUUGGGAAUGAUUCCUCUAAGGACUUCUGGAUCAACCUUUGCACUCGAGAUGUUCAUCCAGUCGGCUGGUGUGCCACCAUUGGCAAACCGCUUGUACCCCCUGAGUCUAUUCAAUCUAAAUAUGCAGACUGGAAAGAAUUUUUGGUUAAGCGGCUUACCGGUGCGAGGACACUACCAAAUAACUUUUAUAAUCUGGUGUUGGAUUCGCUCAAUGAUCAUAAGUUCAAACGUGGGAUGCAUGUGGAAGUGGUCAACAAGAUGUGCGUUUCAUCCAUGCGGGUAGCAACCAUUGACGAAAUUGUUGGUGGACGCUUAAAACUCCAGUAUGAAGAUAGCAAUAUGGACAGUGAAGGAUGGACAGAUAGUGAGAGAUACCUGUACACUCGAAAGGACGAAUCAGACGAGUUUUGGUGUCAUGUCAAGUCUCCUCUCAUCCACCCGGUUGGCUGGUCACAGCAUGUUGGUCACAAACUCACUGCCUCAGCAGAGUACAAGAGUAAGUGUUUUACAAAGCUGGCAACCCAGAAAUAUGAUAGUGAUGACGGUACACCACAAAUGUUUGAAAAGGAAAAGGAGCCUCCUCCUGGAGCCAAAUUUCAAGUAGGCAUGAAGCUAGAAGCUAUAGAUCCUCUUAAUCUAUCAGCCAUCUGUGUUGCUUCUGUCAAUAAGGUGUUAAAAGAUAAUUUCCUCAUGAUUGGCAUUGAUGGAUCAUUAGCUCAGAAUGGUUCUGAUUGGUUUUGUUAUCAUGUUACAUCUCCUUGUAUUUUCCCAGUCAGUUUCUGUGAAGUCAACAACCUUGAACUUACCCCACCUCGAGGAUACAAGACACAAUUCCAGUGGUUUGAAUAUCUUAAACAAACUAAUUCAGUUGCAGCACCUGUCAAAUUAUUUGAUAAGGAAAUUCCAAAACACAAUUUUAAACUUGGCAUGAAACUGGAAGCUGUUGAUCUGAUGGAACCCAGGUUGAUUUGUGUUGGUACAGUAGCCAGAGUUGUUGGUCGACUUCUGCGGAUUCACUUUGAUGGCUGGGAAGAUGAAUAUGACCAAUGGGUGGACUGUGAAUCUCCUGAUCUUUACCCUGUUGGAUGGUGUGAGAUUGUCUCCUAUCCUAUUGAAGGACCCAGAAUAAAGGAAUCUCCAACUGUGAUGUUGCCUUCUUCUGUGGCCAAUCGGAAGAGAAGAGGGAAAGCACAAGUUUACAAAGGUCCUCGCAAAAAGAGAAAGCCCAAACUAGCCACACGCCCCCAAGCCCAGAAUGGGUCCAAGAAUAACAGUAGUAGUAAUAGUGGUGGUGGUAGUAGUGGAGGUAAAUCUUUACUGUCCAGUUCUUGUCCACCCCAUGUGCAAAUGUCUUCUGAGGCUGUGGCUGCUGCUUUACCACCUCUACUAGACAAUAGCAAUACAGACUCUUCUUUGGAGGCAUCUGACCUCAAAAUCAGAUCAGUAAAAUCUGAUGAAAUUGGUCAAGAAGCUGAGAGCAGCUUACAGUCUGACACACCACCUGCACUGAGUCCUCAUGCGCCAACCCCUUUGUCUGAAUCCCUACCAGCAUCUCAAGAUAUGGGUCCCAAAAUUGAAGUAAUCCCUGCCAGUAGUGCUAGAAACUCUGGUAUUCUUAAUGGGACUAAUAGCACCCCAACAACGUCAACUGGCUUCUUGAAGAUCAAAUCAGAACCUAGCACUGCUCUUCUCACUGCCAAAGACACCAACACCAACUCUAAGAAUGUCACCAUUACUACACCAAGUACGGUGGCAGGUCUUUUGACACUAGCAUCCCAAUCACCUGACCUAGCUCUUGGAGGUCAGCUCCAGACUGUCAUCACCCCUAGCAGCACUCCUAUUACAACGACGACAGCAGCAGCAGCAUCCCACAUUCCUUGCAUCAUUAUGCAGGACAGAGAGAAAGAUACUUUGUCUCUGACGGCCAAACAACAGACAAUCAUUCCGGAGAUGUGGACAGUCAACGAUGUCUGCCAAUUCUUACGCAUCAAUGACUGCGGUUCCCACUGUGACAUCUUCAGUAAAAAGGGUAUUGACGGCAAGAAAUUGAUGAGCCUGACCCGAGAACAGAUUGUCAACACCACCGGGAUGAAGUUUGGUCCUUCCCUGAAAAUUUAUGAACUCAUUCAACAACUUCGGCAUCGCGUAGUGGAGCAAAGUCACUUGACUCAGAAGCAGGGGGCUCCAUCCUGA
Molecule: messenger RNA, 2850 nt
Organism: Acanthosepion pharaonis
Lineage: Eukaryota; Metazoa; Mollusca; Cephalopoda; Sepiida; Sepiidae
Source: the annotation of a GenBank genome assembly